AUGUAUCACCUCGCUUCAUGCCUCGCCGUCCUCUCGAUCGUCACUCGUUCCUCGGCUACUCCGGUUCUUCCAACUGCACCAUCGCCCCAAUCCAUUCUUACGUCGUCAACCCUUCUAAGUCGAGAUGAACCCCAGCUACCCUAUGGCCAAGUCAUUGAUCGCUGUACCGUUCCAGGAACGAUCGCUUUCGCAUUCGACGAUGGUCCGUACAUUUACACGGAGCACGUCCUCGAUCUGCUCGCGGAUGCCGGAAUGAGUGCGACGUUCUUCCUCUGCGGCGAUUGGGAAGGAAACAUCUACGACUUUUCGCAUGUCGUCAAUCGGACUCUAUCAGAAGGACAUCAGAUUGGUUCUCACUCCCACUAUAACCUGACAACCGUCCCCUACCAAACCAUCCUCAAGGAGAUGUACGCCCUGGAAAAAGCCUUCUCGGACAUUCUGGGCUUUGUCCCGACAUAUACUCGCACGCCCUGGAUGCACGUCAACGAGCUCGUCCUUUCCGCUCUCGCAGACCUGCAGUACCAUGUCAUCGGGGCAAGUAUCUUGACCGAUGACAAGGCGAAUAAUUCACCUGAUCGGACCGAGCGCAGUGCGGAGAUGUUCCGUGAGGGUCUCGAGCAAGGCGGUAGUAUUUCCCUUGCGCAUGAGACGCAGCGAUAUACAGCGGAGAGCUUGGUGGAGAAGAUGAUUGAGGAGGUUGAGAAGAGAGGGUUGAAAGCUGUUACGGUUGGAGAAUGUUUGGGUCAUCCGCAAGAGCUGUGGUAUCGAGAGCGCUGA
Messenger RNA from Penicillium diatomitis, 777 nucleotides. Its product is annotated as peptidoglycan-N-acetylglucosamine deacetylase. Gene Ontology annotation, molecular function: hydrolase activity, acting on carbon-nitrogen (but not peptide) bonds. The record is from RefSeq and is a predicted model, not a curated record. Lineage: Eukaryota; Fungi; Ascomycota; Eurotiomycetes; Eurotiales; Aspergillaceae. Gene Ontology annotation, biological process: carbohydrate metabolic process. The transcript is spliced from 3 exons. The coding region runs from base 1 to 777 and encodes 258 amino acids.